GCUUGGGAGGCGAUUCAAGUCUUUCAAGUCUCAACCCACACGUCACUGGCGUACAGAGUUUUACCGCAUGACGGAGUCAGAGCCGUAUGUCAUGAAGCAAAUUCACCCUGCACGAGGUUGACGGGAAACUUUUAUUUGUCGAUUCCUCGCACAGAGUCGGAGGUGCGUCCCAGCCGGCUGCUGACCUGGUGUCAGAAGCAGACUCAGGGCUACAGAGGGGUGGACGUCACCAACCUCACGUCCUCCUGGAGGAACGGCCUGGCCCUCUGCGCUCUCGUCCACCGCCAGAGGCCCGAGCUCAUUGACUACGAUUCUCUAAACGAGGAGGACGUGGCGGGGAACAAUCAGUUGGCAUUCGACCUGGCCGAGCGGGAGUUCGGCAUCCAGCCGGUGACGAGGGGGAAGGAGAUGGCUGCAGUGGCAGAGCCGGACAAGCUGCUGAUGGUUCUUUACCUCUCCAAGUUCUACGAGGCCUUCAGGAACUCCCCAGGAAACAACAACAACGGUCAGGCUCCUUCCUGCUUCUGUCACAGACAAUCAAAACGGCACUUGUGGACUUAUUUCGUUGGCUGCUGCGAAGCUCUUAAAGGGCUGGUUCAGCACAAAUUCAAAAAUACGUAUUUGUUGUCUUACCUGUAGUGCUGUUUGUCAAUCUAGAUUGUUUCCGUGUGAGUUGCUGAGUUGUGGAGGUAUUGGGCGUAAUAUUAAAAUAUGUAUUUUUGAUUUUGGGAUGAACUGUCCCUUUGAGAAUGUACUCUAUACUGAGUGUUAUCAUGUGAAACAUAAGAGAUUAAAUGAGGAGUUAAAAAGUAGUGUAAAUGAUAUUGUAAAUAAGCUAAAUGAAAAGUAAGACGUGAUAAUCAUUGUGGUUUCUCAAAUGAAGCUGUUCUACUAGAGGUAAUACUUUUUCAGUAGUAAAGUGUAGGGAAUGCUAAGGACUGUAGAAACAGUCUGCUAGAAACUUGUUGAUUUAUUGUUUUUGUUUUUCUAAAAUGUCAGGUCGGUCUUCAUCAAAUCCAACCCGUUCUCACUUCUAGCCGCGUCUUUAUUCGAUGAUCAGAGCAACCGACGUAGUAUAGAGCAAGAAAGUAUACGUGUAGGGUGGGUUGACGUUUUGGAUGGGUCAGACAAGACUAUCACCCAUGAGACUUAUUAAACCUAUGUCGGGAGUUUAUUUUGAAAAUAGAACGUACGGAAACUGUAUGUGUCCUGUAAACAUAGAAGUCUAUUUUGAAAAGACACAAUGCAUGUAACGACCAGAAACUGUGUCUUGUAAACACGGAAGUUUAUUUUGAAAACACACAUUGCAUGCAACGAGUGGAAACUGACACGCUCUCCCCGACACGUCCGAAACUGACGCUAGAGGGGAACAUAGAGCGCCACCAACCAGAUGUCAAUAGUUGAAGAAAAAAAAAAAACUUAACACGACACCACUAUAACUAGCUUCCAAAAUAACCAUAGAAUCUCUAUCUGACUUCCCAACCCCGGUUUGACAAAACGAAAUGACUAGUUAACAAAGUCACACCAGAAUAUGAGAAAGGGAUCCAGCCAUACAGAAGCGUCAGGGUCAGACUCUCACCCUAACGACUAAGAAAAUGUGUAACACUAUACCCAACCAAAAACAAGCUGUCAAAACAGGAUCUCCAUUUCUUCCUACCUUAACAGAAAAGGCAAAAUAGUGCAUUAAAAUAGAGUCGGUGCGCAGUACAUUCUGUUGAAGACACAGUCGCAUUUGAAAUAACUGAGUGUCUGCGAUGUUAUGGUCCGGCUCUAGAACCAUAGCAAAACGUCACGAAAACUCAGGCACUGAGCUAAACAAACAAAUACUUUUAAUGAACAAAGGCCGGGACAUUUCAAGUGUGCAACAAAGGAUGAGCAUUCUCGUCGUGAGUGCCAGAAGGUUCCACUGCUGCCAGAUGCUCCUUGCCGCACACCAGGUGUGAGAGGGGAAGAAGGCCAGCACU
Messenger RNA from Anarrhichthys ocellatus (wolf-eel), 1964 nucleotides. RefSeq names its product F-actin-monooxygenase mical2-like. NCBI's taxonomy places the organism in Eukaryota, Metazoa, Chordata, Actinopteri, Perciformes, Anarhichadidae. The annotation marks the transcript as partial. The transcript is spliced from 2 exons. Gene Ontology annotation, molecular function: protein binding. The record is from RefSeq and is a predicted model, not a curated record.